CGUGAGUCCGAUUGCUCUCCUCCUCUAGAGACUCGAGUGCUCGACCGCCAGACCGGCGACAGCUUCGUGUUGUCGACUUCCGAAGAAAGGCCAGAAAAGUGAACCGAUCAUCUGGAGCCUGGAAGCAAGAAAAGAAAAAAACGGCGGUGGCCUUCGUCCGCCCAAUUCACAACAAUUCGUCGACAUAUUCAGAUUUCCGAUUUGGCAGGAAGCUGCGGGGGAAGACCGAAAUCCGGAAGGAGAGCAUGGUGAUGACGCACCUAGAUUGAAGUCUUAUCUCGAGCCUGACUCAGCAGAGUGGGCCUGUACGUUCUUGCGCGGGUGAGCAGAGCGAGCAAGAAGGGAGGGAAAUAGGGGCCGAAAAGAAAACAGCAGCGGAUUGCGAUUGGAGGCGCUCGACGAUCGGUGAUCGGAGCUGCCCUGGUGACACUUGGACGCUUGGUGCGCAAGGCAUGAGUCAGCAGCUCUGGGAGGGAGCAUCAUGAGGGCUCGUUGCGAGCGGUGUGAGAUCCGGUUCUGGUAAUCGAGCCUCGGUGGCGGGCACCUGGACGAGGCGCAUUGAUUAUAGGUUGCGGUUGCAGGGAGCGUAUAAAGUUCUAGCGAGCCGGCACGAUGAUUUCAGUAUCAGUUUGCUUGCAGUUCGCCUCAGAGUACAUUUUGACGCUUAGACAUUUCGCUGAUUUCGCAGUAGCAUUUUGGCUCCUUCUCAUUCCCAGAUCGCCAGGCAUCCCUCUACCCGUGCGGACUAGGUACUACAUCGUCUACUAGUAUCAGCUCUUGACAUUCGCCGACAUGUCGGAAUUAUAUGGAGAUGGAAGCGGCGACUGGAACACUUCCCAACCACAGAUGAAAGCGCCCGCUGUCAACACUCGAUCGUCCAAGCAGGAGGAGAGUGCGUCUGGACAGAAAGCCGGGGUGCCAAAGCAAGGAGCAGGUCAUGUCGAUGAAGAUCAUCAUGAUUUACAGUCUCCGAAUAGUGCACAGGAAAAAGUUCCCAGCAGUCCGCCCAAGAAGCAGAAUCCUUUCGUGUAGGCUGCCUAUUCCAUUUCUGCCGCUGUAAUUUCCGUGUACAAAAGGUAUAUAGAGUCACAUCCGACGUGCAAUAAACCUGUUUCUGUCGAAGGAUGUUACAUUCUGAAGUCUGUCAAGACAUCGAGAAGAAGGAUAGCAAUUAUCAAUCAGUCUUCACUGUCGCUUGGACAAAAAUGUGCACAUGUAUUGUCUGUCGAGUAUGAUGAACAUCACAGAGAAGGCAAAUUUGCGACCUCCUGUUUUCCGCUUGUAAGGGAGAAGAGCUUCUACAUUGUAUAAAGAUUGUACUUUCAG
Marchantia polymorpha subsp. ruderalis is the source of this 1326-nucleotide messenger RNA. The record is from the annotation of a GenBank genome assembly. NCBI's taxonomy places the organism in Eukaryota, Viridiplantae, Streptophyta, Marchantiopsida, Marchantiales, Marchantiaceae.